CAAAAAAGGAAAUCUAAAAAUUAACUCCCAGCCCAACCUACAGCCCGACCGAGUAGCCCACCCCUUACCCAAAUACGCAUAACGAAAGAAGCUGAAGUGCUCAAGGGGCUAGGGCGAACCCUUCUUCAGCCGUCCACAUCGCCGUCCAGCCUUCGGGGCCCUGCAUCAGCGGUGGCCGGCUGUUCUGCCGUUUUGCCGCUCUGUGCUCCCCAACGCGAACUCAGGGCCCUCCAGCGCGAACCCUCCUGCGGUCCUGCACAGGCUGCAUUCCUGUCGUCAUGCGCCUCCAACUCUCUGCUCUCCUUCAGCAAGGAAAACGUGGAAGGCAGUAGGGCCAAAAGCUUCUUGCUGGUCAAGCGCAAUAGGGAUACACACUCGGGACUGUUGUGAGACGAUGUUGCAGCCUGCCAAAAGGCUAUGAUUCGACAUAGGAUGUUGGACUGGUUUGAGUAUGAUAAUGACAAGCUUUUUGAUGAAGUAUUGAUUCGAGAUGCUCGAGAGUGUUACAAUGAUUGGAAAAGUGAUUUAUCUGUGUAUUUCAAGAACAAUGGAGGAGUGCAAGCUAAGAGACCUAUAAACGUACGAAGUGAUGAUCAUUGGCAAAGGUGUUGUGAGAGAUUCAAUUCUACGAAGUUCAAGGAAAUUUCGUUGAAAAACCUGCAAAAUAGAGAAGCAAGUGAUGAUAAAAGUGGGCAUGAGAGAAAAUAAUAUGCCCAAUACAUGCACGAAAAAGAUGAUCCAUAAAUUGGUGAGCAGUACAUGGCUCUUGAAAAUUGAAAAGAUCAACGUUUGACUCGUAGUGGCGAAUGGAGAACUAAAGAAGCACAUGAAAAAUAUGUAAGUAUAUUUAAAAAAAAAUUAAGUGUAAUCAUAAUGAUAUGUAACUGUAUGAAUUGUAAUUUGAUAGAUUCAAAUGAGCGAGGAGUACCAGACACAGCUAGGACAAACAAGGUCAUCGUCUUUAAUAAAUGAAAUUGAUAUUAUGAAUCGGAACUUGAAAAGACACCGCGGACGCCAAAGCGGAGUGGGUCCUACCCUAUCAAAGGGUGCAUCUCGAAGAAUGGAAGAUGGCGCUACUUCAACGUUCCAAGACCACCGUGAUGUUCAAAUAAGUGAAUUGAAAGCAAAUCAAGAGUCGAUGCAAGAAAAUCAGGAGCUCAUGCUCCGUGCCCUACAACAAUUUAUUCCUCGCUUUCAACUUCGUCCACGCAGCUCCGCAAAUGAUGUUCAUUCAACAAGUGCUAACCAAACUGAUCAGAGUCUCAAUGAAGACGAUCAAGAUUGAUAAUAUCGAGUUGAAUAUGCAUUUUACUUGGUUAAGAUGAAUAUGGAUUAAUUUAUGUUUACAUUUUGUGAUGUUGUUUGUAAUGAAUUAAUGAAACUUCGUUGUAGGAUAACUUGCUUUUACUGUGACAUUUAAUGAAUUUAUGUGUUGUUGAUAUUAUUGGCGUUUGAACAGG
This is a messenger RNA of Cuscuta europaea, 1460 nucleotides long. Lineage: Eukaryota; Viridiplantae; Streptophyta; Magnoliopsida; Solanales; Convolvulaceae. The record is from the annotation of a GenBank genome assembly.